ACUGGCUCGUCCGUCACGUCAAUAAUUAAUUGUCAAAUAAUAUCAAUUGUGUGGUGAUCCUGAGUUACUUAGGCCUACUGUGUUUGUGUGAUUGUAGAGUUCGAUUCGUGUGUUACUGUUAUAUAGUGCGCUCAACGAUUGAACUGCAAUCAUUAAUUUGUUUAUUAAGUCACUAAUCUAGAUUGAAUAGACUUAAUGUAAAAGCCUAGGCUCAAAUCAAAUUCUUAUAAAUCGGACUAGGCCUCUAGGUAGAAAGAUCAAAUAGGCCUGAGACAUUUAUGGAGAAUAAUUCUAAAUUCUUUAAUGAGACAUUUUUGAUCCAGUUCUAUAUUGAAAUUAGUUUUUAAAGGUUUUGAUUUAAGGUGGCGGCUUAUCUAAUUUGAUAAUGGCUGGUCGUGAAAAGAUACAGAAAAGCGAAGAUGACCACAGUGUAGAGACGCUGGCUGAGGUGUUCCGAUGUUUUAUCUGUAUGGAGAAGCUGAGGGAUGCCCAUCUUUGCCCUCAUUGUAGCAAACUGUGUUGUUACAUCUGCAUACGGCGCUGGCUUACAGAACAGAGAUCCCAGUGUCCACAUUGUCGAGCUUCUCUACACCUCCACGAGUUAGUCAACUGUCGCUGGGUAGAAGAAGUGACUCAACAACUUGACACUCUACAAGCAGCAGGAGUAUCUCAGCCUAGAGUUGAUGAUGGAGACAGGGACAGAUGCCGGUCACAUCAAGAAAAGCUGUCAGUUUACUGCUGGACGUGUCGUUGUUGUAUUUGCCACCAAUGUGCUCUGUGGGGUGGCACACAUACGAGCCACACGUUCAAACCUCUCGAGGAGGUCUACGAGUCUCAUGCCAACCAGAUCAAAGAUGAAAUUGCUCAUUUACGUAGACGUCUACUAGAACUUAUCAGUCUAGUGCAAGAAGUGGAGCGUAAUGUGGAAUCUGUGCGUUCAGCUAAAGAUGAGCGAGUGAGGGAAAUACGAAACGCUGUGGAAUUGAUGAUUGCUAGACUCGACUCUCAACUCAAAGCAAAACUGUUGACACUGAUGGCGCAGAAAUCUAGUUUGACACAGGAAACAGAACAGCUGGAAGCUCUGCUGCAGGAAAUAGAGCAUCAACUUCAUACUCGAAAGCGCUCAGAAUUUAUAGCCCAUUCUUCUGAACUCUCUCGCAUGAUCCACCAAGUGAGGAAGAAGCCAAUGGCCAGUUUUGUCACUGCUCCUGUGCCGGCUGAUUUUCAAAGUGAAAUCGUGCCUGGAUAUGACAGUAGCACGUUUUCUAUGCAGCAGUUCACACAGUUGCAACACAAGGCUGACCCCGUGUACUCUCCUCCCCUCCAUGUCAAUGGUUUGUGUUGGAGACUCAAGGUCUACCCUGACGGCAACGGAGUGGUGAGAGGCAACUACUUGUCAGUGUUCCUGGAGCUCACCAACGGACUACCAGAUACUUCCAAAUACGAAUAUAGAGUUGAGAUGAUUCAUCAAGGUUCCAGAGAUGCUAGCAAAAAUAUUGUCCGAGAGUUUGCUUCAGACUUUGAGACCGGAGAAUGCUGGGGAUACAACCGCUUCUUCAGACUUGACCUGUUAGCUAGUGAGGGCUACUUGAACACCGAUUCUGAUACACUAGUGCUCAGGUUUCAAGUUCGUCCACCAACAUUUUUCCAAAGAUGUCGGGAUCAGCAAUGGUAUAUAGGACAGUUGUUACAUCAGCAGAAUCAAUAUGUGCAGCAAAUGAACGAUUUAAAAGAGCAACUUCGGUUGAACCUGUAUGCAGGAAACGCACUGAAUGCUGCAGUUCGAGGGUUGAAUACUCCCAUCUCUCUACCACAGAUCCCCGUCGUCUCAGCUGACUCUGGCAGUACAAGGACUGUUAGUGCUAGACGAGGCAGCCAGGUUAGUCUGGACGCUACUCCUGUAAACAAGCCCAGCAGUGUGACCAACAUUUCAGAGCCAAGUGUUCGACAGAAUUCACUGCCACACAACAUAUCUAGCACCAGCACUACUGACAGUGAGGAACUGAGUGAUACUGAAGUGUUUGCAGAGGAUUGUGAACAUCAGAACUCUCCAGCUCGACCUGUCACCGGGGAGAUCAGCAAUGAUGAGAAUGAUGUUGAUGAUGAGACCAUGUCAGGAGAGAAUGAUGUAGAUUUGAGUAUGGCUCAGCAGUUGUAUAGAGAUACUAGAGCUAGUAUUGAAAUGAUCCCGAUUGAUUGUCUUGAAGAUGAUUUGAUGCUAGAUCUCUUUGGACUCCACAUAUUUCAAGGAGAACUCCAGUCUACCCCAAGGGCCAGCAUGGACAGUUUAUUGGAUAGUUGCUUCGUCGAUUCUUCAUCCAGGCCAAGGGAGGCAUUGCUGAGUGAUCCCAGCAGUAACCAUGACAGGAGCACUUCCAGUGGAGAUCCUCUUACACCUCCAAAAGUAAGCUUGGAGUGGGCUUUGCGUAACAUGUGCAGAACUCCGUCAUCUCCUGGACUGCCUACCAACUCCUUCACUGCACCUCCCCAGAGACAGCGACUUUGGAAUCUGUUGGAGCAGUAUUCUUCUCCAGACCUUCCUCGCCUUCCAAGAGCCAGGAACAGUGUGUUCAUGAGGCCAUCUCAGCUGGAUGCCAUGGGUGAGGGUGACAGAGCAUCAUCAUCUUCACCCGUGCAUCAGCCACCUCCGCCCUACAACCCAAUGUGGGCCACACGCACCUUUCGCCCGCCUCUAGUUCAUCCUGUUGGUUCACCUUGUGAUCGACCUGAGAAAGAUGAACAAUCACACCAGCGUAAAGAUGAAAGUAAACCUGACGAGCGGAGAUCUUCUUCCCCCUGAAUGACUAUGGAUUUUUAUUACUGUACUUAACAUUCCAAUUUGCUUUUUAGUCAAUUUUUAAAUUUUAUUGUUUAAUAUACUCAAGUAUUAGUUGAUGAUUUGAAUCUCUCACUACUGCCAGUAAUUUAAUUGCUUUCUUCUUAAUUUAAAGUGUUUGAUUUACAUUAAACAUUUUUGUAUGUGAAUGGAUGUUUUUGUUUUACGUUCAGUACAAUGUUGGCGUUCUUUCAAAUAUUAUGUGUAUGAAUGGACAAUCACUUUAGUAUGAUACAAAAAUUUAAAUAAUUAUGUCUUGUCCAAGAGUUUUGCAUUACCUUCAUAUUGAAAGUUAAUUUUAAAUCAUCGACAUUGUUUAUAAUUUUAAAUCCAAAUAUGUGCCUAGUAGACUCUUGUGAUAGGCAAUCAGAUAUGAUAUAGUCUAGUAAAUCCUGUAAUCCAGGCAUCUUAUAGACCCAAUAUCAUA
Molecule: messenger RNA, 3263 nt
Organism: Macrosteles quadrilineatus (aster leafhopper)
Lineage: Eukaryota; Metazoa; Arthropoda; Insecta; Hemiptera; Cicadellidae
Product: E3 ubiquitin-protein ligase TRIM37-like
Exons: 20
Coding region: 386-2800 (804 amino acids)
Biological process (GO): negative regulation of centriole replication; protein autoubiquitination
Cellular component (GO): aggresome; peroxisome
Molecular function (GO): ubiquitin protein ligase activity; zinc ion binding; ubiquitin protein ligase binding
Source: RefSeq, a predicted model, not a curated record